UUUAUUUAAUUUCUAUCUUGUUUUGUUUAUUUAUUCUUUAACAUGAACAUGAAAUUUAUUAUUUGGACAAUAAUAAUAUUGAUCAGUUUACUUAUAUAUGGAUAUAAUGCGGAAAAAAAUCAGUGUGGAAAUGUGAGUUGUGAUGUUGGAGAAACUUUCUUAUAUGAACGUUAUUGUUGCAAAAAUGUAUUUAAUCAAGAUGAUUGUUGCAAGAAAAUUCGUUGGAAACCAAUCACCAUUACUGUAUGUGUUGUUGUCGGUGUAUUAAUUCUGAUUUGGAUAUUAAGUUGUGUAUUUGGAUUGUGUAAAUGUCUUGUUAAUUGUCUUUGUUGUUGUUGUAAGAAAAACUGAUAGAAAAGUUCCUAUUACCUUCUUUUAUUUUUGAAAUAAAAAAUAACAUUUCGAUGUUUUUCUCUCAGAAAUCUACAUGUAACCGUCGUUUGCUACUUAUUAAAGUAAAUCAGUAGUAUAAUUUUGUAAAUAUUAUUUCGUCAAGAUAUCAAAUAAAUAACAUUUUCGUAAGUGC
This is a messenger RNA of Schistosoma mattheei, 526 nucleotides long. NCBI's taxonomy places the organism in Eukaryota, Metazoa, Platyhelminthes, Trematoda, Strigeidida, Schistosomatidae. The record is from the annotation of a GenBank genome assembly.